Diversispora eburnea is the source of this 453-nucleotide messenger RNA. Lineage: Eukaryota; Fungi; Glomeromycota; Glomeromycetes; Diversisporales; Diversisporaceae. The record is from the annotation of a GenBank genome assembly.
AUGGACAAUAAAACUUUAUUAAAUAAUCACGAAUACUUGCACUCUUCAAAAACGAAUUCUUAUCGUCGACGUUUUAAUAAACUUAAUGAUAAGUCUGAAAAUGGCAAAAAUUCACAAAGAAAAUAUCGUUCUCCUCCACCAAGACAUGCACACCACCAACCAGUGAUGAAAUUCAAUAGUGACAUGUGGAUGCAGGACUAUAGACAAACCCUCAUUGAAAAAUUAUUUAAAGAAGAACGUUUUAAGGCCUUUCAAAAACGACGAGGGUUGGAAAAUUUUAUGGAUGUUAGUGACGAUGAAGACUGGCCAGAACAACAAAAUCUAAUACAAUCCAUAGUUCAAAAUUCGACAGAAGACCAACAAUUACAAACGCAACAACAGAUUUUAAUCAAUAAUCUGACCACAGAAACUAAAUUAAAAUGGUUUCAAUACAGAGAGAGGCCUGAACUUUAA